This is a messenger RNA of Linum trigynum, 802 nucleotides long. NCBI's taxonomy places the organism in Eukaryota, Viridiplantae, Streptophyta, Magnoliopsida, Malpighiales, Linaceae. The record is from the annotation of a GenBank genome assembly.
CCUCACCCUACACACACCAUACAAAAAGCAGCUAAUAGGGUCGUUUGGGAGGAGAGUGUACAUAAAGAGCUGAAACAGAAAGAAACAGAGAGCGAAGCCAAAAAAGAAAGAAGAAGAAAGAAGGAAAGUAUGGAUUCCGGAUCAAAAUUGAUGGUGGUGGCAGCUUUCCUGCUCUUAACCAUUUCGAGCUUCCUUGUCGUCGACGCGAGGCUUGCAGACACGAGCAUCGUCAGGGGACCGGAUUGUAUCGGCAAGUCAGAGGAUCAAGAGUACAACGGCAAAGUGGCUCGUCUCAUUAACAUAUUCGUCGACGAGACGAAAAAUGUGCAGCGCAGUCAUCACAACGAUUACAGUUACGUUCACAGCUACCCGAAUCGUGACAACGGCUCGGUUAUCGGAGGCGCUACCUGUGACAGGCACCUUUGGAAGCUGGAUUGUUGGGCAUGUUUGGUCACUGCUAAGAACAAACUCAAGAGCAAUUGCGAGCAUACCCUUGAUGCUAGGCUCGAAUUGGCAGAUUGUUCCAUCUGGUACAAAAUGAUCCAAUAACUUCACUCUGUGUUUCUAGAUAUAUUUGUAUAAAUGUGCGUCUCUCCUUCCCCUACUCUUGUAAGUCCGUUAUGUUUUUGUUUUACCCGUCUGCUGCUUUGGUUGUGUUUGGGUCUAUCUUUAUCUUAUCUUGCUUUUCGCAUUUAAUAAGGUUCCCGAAUGUGUGGAACCGAUUACGAGCGGAAACUAUCAAUACUUGUCUAUGAUGCAUAUGUUUUUUCAAAUUGAUGAUUAAUGAAAUCUUACAUGACAU